AUGCAAAAGGGUCCCGAUGACGAACUAAUGCCAAUGAUCGAUCUGGCCAACGUGGCUUGCGGCUUCCAUGGCGGCGACCCCGUCACCAUGCACAAGACCAUCAAAUUGGCAAAGAAGUACAACGUCCCGGUGGGCGCUCAUCCAUCCUUACCUGACCGCGAAGGCUUCGGUCGGCGGUAUAUCGACAUCUCUCCGGCCGACCUAUACGACCAGCUGGUGUACCAGAUAGGCGCGUUGGUCGGGAUGCUGCGGGCAGAGGGGAUGGAAUUGAACCACGUCAAGACCCACGGCUAUCUCUACCGCUUCACUCAGGCAAGUGAGGAGCAUUGCGAGGCCGUCAUCAGGGCCAUCAAGCUGUUCAAUGUCCCAUGCGUCCAGGUCGCCGGAAGUAGGCAGGAGAAGAUGGCAGCCAAAUUCGGAGUGCCUUUUAUUCCCGAAUUCUACCCCGAUCUGCAUUAUGACACCGCUGGCGGACUGGUUCCUCUUCUCACCUCAUCUAGAGUGCCUAUCGACACCAUCAAGGAGAAGGUGGAAAAGCUCAUCAACCAAGACAUUGUGCUCACCCAGGAGAACGAGCCGGUCAGGAUAGGAUUGGAGGGUCGAUCUUUCAGCUGCUGCAUCCAUAGCGACCUACCCAGUAAGUCUCGGAACGGCCAGUCCAUCGCCCAAUCGCCCAAGCUGACACAAGCUGGUCAGACGCUGUAG
Molecule: messenger RNA, 705 nt
Organism: Capronia epimyces CBS 606.96
Lineage: Eukaryota; Fungi; Ascomycota; Eurotiomycetes; Chaetothyriales; Herpotrichiellaceae
Exons: 2
Coding region: 1-705 (234 amino acids)
Biological process (GO): carbohydrate metabolic process
Source: RefSeq, a predicted model, not a curated record